AUGACAACAUUGGCGAGCGACCCUCGAAUAUCCGUCGCGCCCAAAGAAAAGCUUGGUUCGAUCCAGCCUACACACGACCAGGUGGUCGUGCUCUACGUUCUCGUCGUCUACACCGUCGUCAUUUUCGCAAUAUGGAAUAUCCCCGGCGCCCGCAGCCUCAUCAAUCCGCUCAAACUCCUCACUAUAGGCUUCCAUGAGAUGUGUCAUAUCAUCAUGGCGAUAUUUACGGGCGGCACAAUCCUCCGGGUAACGAUUGAUCCCAACCUUGGCGGAUGCACCCUCGUCGAGGGCGGCUAUCCUCCCGUCAUAUUGGCCGCCGGUUAUAUUGGGUCGACCAUAUUCGGUGGCGUGCUCAUGCUAGGCGGAUGGGACACGCUCGUGGCGAAGAUCGAAAGUUUCGUGGUCGGCAUUGGUUUGAUAGUGCCCCUAGUACUGGUGAGGGACAAGAUGACUAUCCUAUUGACGUUUGUGUACGAGGGGUUAUUGAUCGGAUUCUGGUUCAUUGACCAUGCAUCCGCGUUGCGGUGGUACGUUCUCUUCGUAGGGGUCAUGAACGUGUUCUACGUCAUCUGGGACAUCGCGGACGACCGCUUCUUCCACAAAGCGAACGACUCGGACUGCGCGCAGUUCUCCAUCCUGUUUCCCAAGAUCAGUGCCCACGCUUGGGCAGCCAUAUGGAUCCUCUUCGAGAUCGGCGCCAUGAUCGGUUUCACGCUCGUCGGCAUCGCCUGUUUCAAGCGUACGAACGAUACGAUGGCUCGAGAAGCGGCGCAUUGGCUGCCCACGCGAGAGAUACUGGAGAAAGUCGGGAACCUCACGGGCCUGUUCUCAUGA
Molecule: messenger RNA, 834 nt
Organism: Punctularia strigosozonata HHB-11173 SS5
Lineage: Eukaryota; Fungi; Basidiomycota; Agaricomycetes; Corticiales; Punctulariaceae
Exons: 9
Coding region: 1-834 (277 amino acids)
Source: RefSeq, a predicted model, not a curated record